Xyrichtys novacula (pearly razorfish) is the source of this 6077-nucleotide messenger RNA. NCBI's taxonomy places the organism in Eukaryota, Metazoa, Chordata, Actinopteri, Labriformes, Labridae. The record is from the annotation of a GenBank genome assembly.
CCGCCUUUCUACCAGCGGAGAAGAAGACGCAGAGCAAACAAAUGGCGGCGCCCUCGGAACACGUUGAACCCGCUGAAACUGACACCAAAGAAGCUCCGGGAACCUCCAAUGAUCCGGAGACCUCAGACCCAGAACCGGCAGCUGAUCCGGAUGAGGAUGGGGAUGAAGAAGAGGACGGAACCGAGCCUCCCGAACCAAAGAUCCGGGACACCCCUCAGGACAUCAGACUGGAGGCGAUCGCCAACACGGUGGACCUCCACCCGACCAGGGACCUGCUGGUGUUCGGGGACAUCGACGGGGACGUGUACGCCUACAGUUACUCGUGCACGGAGGGGGAGAAUAAGGAGCUGUGGUCCUCAGGGCACCACAUGAAGUCCUGCCGGCAGGUCCGGUUCUCCGCGGACGGACUGAAGGUCUACACCGUGUCCAGGGACAAAGCGGUCCACCUGCUGGACGCGGAGCGGGGGCAGCUGGUGACCAGGAUCCGCGGGGCCCACGAGGCUCCCAUCAACAGUCUGCUGCUCGUGGACGAGAACAUCCUGGCGACCGGGGACGACCGAGGGACCCUCAAGGUCCGGACAAGGGGUCCAAACUUGGCGGGGUGUUUGAUUCGUUCAGAGUGUGUUUGAUUCAUUCAGUGCGUUUGAUUCGUUCAGAGUGUUUGAUUCUUUCAGUGUGUUUGAUUCGUUCAGAGUGUGUUUGAUUCAUUCAGUGCGUUUGAUUCGUUCAGAGUGUGUUUGAUUCGUUCACCUGUAGAGUGUGUUUGAUUCGUUCAGAGUGUUUGAUACUUUCAGUGUGUUUAAUUCGUUCAGAGUGUGUUUGAUUCGUUCAGAGUGUGUUUGAUUCGUUCACCUGUAGAGUGUGUUUGAUUCGUUCAGAGUGUUUGAUUCUUUGAGUGUGUUUGAUUCGUUCAGAGUGUGUUUGAUUCGUUCAGAGUGUGUUUGAUUCGUUCAGAGUGUGUUUGAUUCGUUCAGUGUGUUUGAUUCGUUCAGUGUGUUUGAUUCGUUCAGUGUGUUUGAUUCGUUCAGUGUGUUUGAUUCGUUCACUUGUAGAAUGUGUUUGAUUCGUUCACUUGUAGAAUGUGUUUGAUUUGUUCAGAGUGUGUUUGAUUCGUUCAGAGUGUGUUUGAUUCGUUCAGAGUGUCUCUGAUUCGUUCACCUGUAGAGAGUGUUUGAUUCGUUCAGUGUGUUUGAUUCGUUCAGUGUGUUUGAUUCCUUCAGAGUGUCUGUGAUUCGUUCACCUGUAGAAUGUGUUUGAUUUGUUAAGAGUGUGUUUGAUUUGUUCAGAGUGUGUUUGAUUCGUUCAGAGUGUGUUUGAUUCGUUCAGAGUGUCUGUGAUUCGUUCACCUGUAGAGUGUGUUUUAAUUCGUUCAGACUGUGUUUGAUUCGUUCACCUGUAGAGUGUGUUUGAUUCGUUCAGAGUGUGUUUGAUUCGUUCACAGUGUGUUUGAUUCGUUCACAGUGUCUGUGAUUCGUUCACCUGUACAGUGUGUUAUGAAUCAUUAAAGUUGGUAUAACUAGAGAAGAAAGCGGUCGGCAACAUUCCUCUCCAGAGGGCGUGUCUAACUCGGUGUUAGGGUGUGUUUGACCCUAAAUUAAUUUUUUGCCGGAAUAUCCCUUUAACAGAUACUCUGGUUUGUUUGUCUCUGGAGGUGUGGGAUAUGAGGAAGGGGACGGCCAUCAUGGAUCUGAAACACCAUGAGGACUACAUCAGUGACAUCACUGUAGACCAGGCCAAGAGGAUCCUGCUCACCACCAGGUAACGAAACAGCGUCUCAUCUCUAAACAGCUGUUUUCAAGGUCCUUGAUUUGACGGGAUCUCUUUCUGAUGCAGCGGUGAUGGUACCAUGGGGGUCUUCAACAUCAAGAGGCGGAGGUUCGAGCUCCUAUCCGAGUCCCAAAGUGGCGAUCUGACCUCCGUGGCGAUAAUGAAGCGGGGUAAGAAGGUGGUCUGCGGCUCCAGCGAGGGGACCAUCUACAUCUUCAACUGGAACGGCUUCGGAGCCACCAGCGAUCGCUUCGCCAUCAAGGCUGAAUCGGUAGAGUGCAUCGUCCCCGUCACUGACAACAUCAUGUGCACCGCCGCCAUGGACGGGUACAUCCGGUGAGUCAGGGUGGCGUUAUGGUCUCUGACUCUGCCCUUGGCUGAGUCUGAGUAGAGGUUUUGAGUGUUACAAAAAAUCUUCUAAUAUCAGUCAAUAGUUAUUAGUUAUUGAUGACAUUUGGUAAUAUAUCGAUAUCUCUGUGUUCUCUUAUGUCUGUGUCGUCAACAUUUGAACAUUUUUGAGCGGUCCGCUCUUUCUGACUGUAAACAAAGCCGUUCUCCACCUCCUCUAACCUGAUUGGUUGUGAGGCAGACGCUGCUCCCCCGUGUCGUUCAGGAGCCCAAACAAAGUUAGCGUGCUACAAUAUCGGACAGUAGAAACCAACCAGAAAGUUCGGAAAAUUGUCCGAAUCCUCCUUUGGCCACGACUGCCGACACAAGCAAGAAAACAAAGUAAAUACCGGAGACUCUGGAGGAAUAACGGGCGCUUAAAACGGAGGUAGACCGGACAAGAGCUAAAAAGCCGGGUCAACAUAAACCAUGGGGGACGCUUGGGGAUCUUGGUGACCCUGUAACCUUUCUGCUGGACAGGUAAACCGCUUUAACAAAGUAAGACAAGUGUCUGUAACAGAAGUGUUUCUUGUCAAACGGACCUGCUGUAGCGUGUUGUAGCGCCAUCGCUAAACUGUCCUCCCUCGGGUCCUGGACUAUGUCACUUUAUCCUCGUUGUAGAAGUCCUGCAAACAUCGUGUUUGCUGGUAGUCUGUUGGCGUCUACAGUAGCACCAAUGCUUUUGACUUUCACCUUGACUGGGCCCCAUUUGUAAUGAUCUGAAGGAUUUAUCUGCAUUAUAUCUGAAUUUAAUUGGAACGAUACGAGCGAGCAGGAGCGCCUGUUUGUGGGCGGGGCUUGAGGGAGAGGAGGAGCUGAGGGGAAAACUGGUUGGGAGGGGUAGAGUUUACAUUCAAGAUUUCUCCUAAAAACUGGAACUAACUCAGAUCCUGACUACAACACCUUUUAAAAGGGAUAUUACAGACUACAGCGGGGUGCCGCAGCUCAAAGAAGAACAUUUCUGAUCAUUUCUUCAUGGACAUACAAUCAGACCGAGACGCUAAGGCAGAAGAACUACCACGUCUGCAGAGCAAAAUGAUCAAUAUGGUGAUUAUUACUUAAAGGAAAUGAUGAAGAAAUGAUCAUUAAUGUUCUUCCUUGAGCUGUGUCACCCCGCUGUAGUCCGUAAUGGACUGGCCUGAGGUCUCUGUACAAACAAGCGUCUGCUGGAAGAGAGUAGGUGAGUUGUAUUUAGUCUCUCUGCUAAAGUUAAAAAGAUGUUUGGUGUCUAGUACUAUGUCUGUGACCCUAUAUGUCCUGUUGAUGAAGUUAGGUGCUGUUCUGAGCAUUAUUUGUGGCUAUAGAGUGGCGUUUUGGUUGAGGGCGUGGCUCUCUGUAUUUCUAUCCUGCGGUCGUUACUAAAGUUGGUAUAACUAGAGAAGCAAGCGGUCGACAACAUUCAUCUCUGGAGGGGGGGUCCAACUCGGUGUUACGGUGGGUUUGACCCUAAAUUAAUUUUAUGACGGAAUAUCCCUUUUUAAGAGACUUUCAAUAAAAGAAUGAUAAAAACUUAGCCCCUAAUCUGUAAGAGUUGACUGAUUCUGUUCCCUGUAAAAGUCUCUGGACCUUCUUGCUACAGGAUAACUUCCCCAAAAUGCUGUAACCCGACACUAAACUUGUUUCUUUUCCACCAGAGCCGUCAACCUCCUUCCAAACCGGGUCAUCGGCUGCAUCGGACAGCAUGUCGGCGAACCCAUCGAGGAGCUCGCCAAGUCUUGGGACUCUCGUUUCCUGGUCAGCAGCGCCCACGACCAGCUCAUCAAGUUCUGGGACAUUUCCAGUUUACAGAACACAACCGUCAACGAAUACCGAAAGAGGAAGAAGAAAGGCGGACGGAUGAAGUCUCUGACGAAGAAAGCCCACGGGGACAACGACUUCUUCUCAGGACUCGUAGAGGAAACAGAAAAAAAGGAGGAGGAGGAGGAGGAGGAGGAUGACAGCAACAGUGGCAGUGACUGAAAGACCUGUGCUUGGUUUCAUGUUUGAAAUGUGAUUUUACUCUUCCUUUCAGACCGAUUCUUUCCUCAUGGCCGGAUCGUCCAAAGUGCCUUCCAGUGCCUGAAGUAUGUAAAGUGUUGGUGUCUCAUUUUAAAGAGAACAGACACUGAAUAAAGAGAGGUUAAUGUCCUCACAGAGACAUGACCAGUGACCGUUAAUGGACAUGGACAGGCUUUUGAACACAGUUUUGGAGAUACUGAUCCAUGUGGAAAGCCACAACGCAAAGAAAGAGGUCAGUCGGCCUCAGUUUUUCUGUCUGCUGUGUGUCUCCAAAAAAGGAAAACGUCAUUGAAUGUUGUUGAAUAAACAUAACUUGGUUUUGAAACGACUGAAGAAAUGUAAAAAUGGGUAAGUCUUAGAUUUUAUUGGAGUUUAAAGUCAUAUAAUAUUGUAAAUAGUCUUAUUUUCUUCCUGAAAUUUGGACGGCCCUUUCACUACAUAAAAAAACAAAACAAAAAUUAAAAAUAUAACUAACGAAACCACAAAAAAAACAUAUUAAAAGCAAAAGUUUUUUAUAAAUAAAAGCAUGUGUUCAUUUUUUUUUAUUUUCAAUUUACCAAUAUUUAUGUUGGGUCUUAAAGAAAACUUAUUUUAAAACUUUUAAUUUUUAUACCUUAUUUAAUUCAGUUAUUAUUUAAAACAGUCAUUCAUUUAUUCUUCCAAACAAGGAAAAAUCUCAAACCUGUGAAUGAAAAGGAGCAGAAAGAAGAAAACUCCUCUUUCAUAGGAUAUUCAUCAACUAAACACAAUAAUAACUAGAAAAGCACUCGGAGAGCGCAGACCUCCGCCAAGCAGCUCAUGUCCCCCUUAUAUUGUGAUUCACAGCAAAACUUUCACUGUUACGUGUCUUUUAUUAACGUUUAUCUGUGUUUAAACUGGUAUGUUCACUGUUCAGAAUGUUCCUAAAACAAGAAAUGCCCUGACCCGGAUUCAAACCCAGGACCUUCUUACUGUGAGGUGGCAGUGCUAACCACUACACCACUGUGCCGCCCAUCUACACCACUGUGCCGCCCGUCUACACCACUGUACCGCCUAUCUACGCCUAUCUACCGCCCAUUGGUUAUCUUUCAGCAUUGAAAAUUCCAAAGACACCCUUAUUUUUGUGUGUUCUGGAUCACAGUAUCCAGAGUUUUGUCCGGAUCACCACCAAAAUGUAAUGGGAUCCUCCUGGGGCUGAGACGCUCCUCCGGUGAAAAUUUCAGGUCAAUCCGUCAGUAACUUUCUCUGCCGAAAACAUAACCUCCAACAAGAGCUGCAGACCAACAUGCCUUUUUAGACUUCAUUAUUUCUUAUUCUCUAAAACAAACAGACAAGACCACGUUAAUUCACACAUUUUCACAAAAACAAAUAUGCACAGACUUGUUUUAACAUAUUUCGCUGUAUUUACUCGACAUACUGACUUUGACACUUUUUUAAAGAUCAAAUCUGAUUUAUCUUCUUUAGUUUCUUCGCUCACAUUGUUCCACAAACUAAUUCCUCUCACUGUAACUCAGCGCUCCUUCACUUUAGUUCUCAAUCUUUUUAAAUAUUUCAAAUCCCUUUAAACUAUAAUAAACUUUCUCUUUUUUCUGGAUGUUGACUGGUAAAACUUUCCUAUGAGUUUUAUACAUAAUCUACAACAUACUGAUAUCUACUAACUCACUGAAUCUCAACAACUGCAAUUUAACAAAGAAUGAACAUUAAUCGAAAGAAAGACAAAGAUAACGCGCAGGGUUACCCGUAGGUGGUACCAUAGAUAUCUAUAAGAAAGGCUAGAUGACUUGAGGCGGAGUCACCGGCGUUCCUACACGGCACCCAUCUAGGCACAGAAGACCAAUUAAGUUAUGGUCAAACACACUGUAACACUGAGUUAGACACCCCCUCCAGAGAUGAACGUUAUCGACCGCAGGAUAGCAAUACAGAGAGCCACGCCCCCAACCAAAACG